Messenger RNA from Esox lucius (northern pike), 2496 nucleotides. RefSeq names its product UPF3B regulator of nonsense mediated mRNA decay (gene upf3b). The transcript is spliced from 10 exons. Gene Ontology annotation, biological process: nuclear-transcribed mRNA catabolic process, nonsense-mediated decay; positive regulation of translation. Bases 150 to 1604 code for a protein of 484 amino acids. Gene Ontology annotation, cellular component: nucleolus; cytoplasm. Gene Ontology annotation, molecular function: mRNA binding. The record is from RefSeq and is a predicted model, not a curated record. Lineage: Eukaryota; Metazoa; Chordata; Actinopteri; Esociformes; Esocidae.
GAAAAUCGUUCCUAACAACAGCCAAUCAUCAACCGCUUUUUGUUGUUGUUGACUGAUAGAAGGUACUAGCAGCUAGCUACAACAGCAAGUUGGCUAUCUAGCAUGUUAAAAAGUUAGUCUACAGACUGCGACAACUUUCUGGCAUAAAGAUGAAGGAAGACAAGGAAAACACUCGUCCGAGAGAGAAAAGAAUGGAGAUAAAAAGCGAAGACGGUGAAAAAACAGAGAAGCCAAAGCCGGAGAAGAAAGAAGCAAUGACUAAGAUUGUAAUCCGACGUCUGCCUCCCAGUAUAACUAAGGAGGAACUGGAGGAACAAUUGCAGCCACUUCCAGAAGUGGACUACCUCGAGUUUUUCUCCAAUGACAGCAGUAUGUACCCCCAUGUGUUCGCCAGAGCAUACAUCAACUUCAAGAAUCAGGAAGAUAUUGUCCUUUUCAGAGACCGGUUUGAUGGAUAUGUGUUUAUUGAUAAUAAAGGGCAAGAGUAUCCAGCAAUUGUUGAAUUCGCUCCUUUUCAAAAGAUUGCCAAAAAAAGGAGUAAGAAAAAGGAUGCCAAAAGUGGAACAAUAGACGAAGAUGCUGACUACAAAAAGUUUCUGGAGAUUUACAAUGGUGAUGAUGAAAAGUUUACAUCCACCCCUGAGACUCUACUGGAAGAAAUAGAGGCAAAAACAAAGGAAUUAGUAGCUAAGAAAACAACUCCCCUCUUGGACUUCUUGAAGAAUAAACAGAGAAUGCGUGAGGAAAAGAAAGAGGAAAGGAGGAGACGAGAGCUCGAGCGCAAGCGCCUGCGGGACGAGGAGCGUCGGAAGUGGAGGGAGGAGGACAGGAGGAAGCGCAAAGAAGCAGAGAAGUUCAAGAAAGGAGAUAAACCUGCAGACAAAGAUAAAGAUCAAGCCAAGGAGGAGCCAAAAAUCAAGCUCCUGAGAAAACCAGACAGAGAUGACCUGGAUGUGGAAAACCCUAAAGAGAAGUCAAAGAAACCUGAGAAGGACAAGAUGAAGGAGGACAGAGCUCCAGGGAUUCCUGAUCUUAAGAAGCGUCAAAACCAUGAAACCAGAGAGGAUAGAGGGUCCCGAAAAGCUGACGAAGAUGGACACCGGGACAGUCACAGAGAUGGACACAAGGAUUUCAGGGAGCGGGAUGUGGAACGAAACAGGGACAGGGACCGCGAACGAGACCGGGAGAGGGAGCGGCGGCAGAAAGAGAAGGAGCGCAUCAGACGUCAAGACGAGGAUCGGCGGAGGAGAAGAGAACGGCACGACGGGGAGAACACCUACAGGAAGCGAGAAGAGGAAUGGAAAAAGGAGAAAGGAGAACGCGUCUGGGAAAAGAAAAAGGCUGAAAAUGCCGUGGACUCAGCAAGCCAUACUUCUUGCCACACCGAUAGGCCUAAAAAGUCUGAAGAAACUCUGAGGGAAGAAAAAGCUAAGAGAGAUCGUUUAAGAAACAAGGAUCGGCCCGCCAUUCAGCUUUACCAACCAGGUGCCAGGAACAGAGGAGCUCGAGGAGGAGGUGCUGGUGGCGGAGGUGGAGAAUCUUAUGCUGCCGACAGAAAGUCAGAGAGCGAAACCAAGAGAUCCCAAGAGAAGGGAGAUGAAUAAUAAAAAAUAAUGAACAAAAGUCAAAAAAAGAUUUGCCCUGAGCCAAGCAAUCGGGUAAACAAAGAAGCAGCUGCAGUGAUAUUCUCGAAGAGCCACAUCCCAUCUCCCCACUCAUAACCAGAGGCAGGAAUGUGACCAUGGUGUCCUGUUGAGUGCCUACUUGUGCCAGUCUUUUUGUUUGGUUUAUAGAGAAUAGUAAGCGUAACUUGUAUGUUUGAAUGUUUUUGAGAGUUUGGCUGUUGGGCACAAUGACAUGAAGCCAAAGCUUUCUAGGACCACAUGAACUUAAAGUGACCUUACUGGAGUACUGGUUCACAGUGCUGUGCAGUUGCAAAGCACGGUUCUUUAUACUGAGUAGGCAUUCACCCUAAUUAGUUGUUCAUUGUCUUUUUCCUCCACAUACAGAUUCUCUACUUGAGGAACAUUGUAGCACUAGUGAUUUAAAAAUAUUCUGUGGCUUUUAAAAACAAUUUUGUAAGCAUUUAGGGAUAUUUUUGAUUUAUACUCUGUACAUGUAAUUGUUUGUUUACAUUUUUCCCAAUAAGUCCUCCAUACUCUUUACAGGUAAAAAAGAAAAAAGAAUACUCAUAAUACAAUGUUAUGUUCUUUCACCCAUGACUCAGUGAUUCAGGAAAAUGAAAUAGUAUUUUCAUUACAGAUAUUAUACUGUGAGCGAUGCUUUGAUUUUAGACUGCAUGUAACCUCUUCUGGGUGACUAUUAACUUGUGGCCUUUCCCAUCAUACUCAACCGGAUCUUCAUACAUAGAUGAUGCAACGGUGUAGUUACAAAAUAAUUUGAAGAAAUAUUUAUCUUUUUCGUUUAUGUAGCCUGACUCCUAAAUUCAAGGCAAGAGUUACAAAUGAGCGCAAUAAAUAAAUUGUUCUAAAAAUG